AAUUAGUUAGAGGGUCACUAAUGGAUUCAAAACCGCAUUUAAGACAUACGAGAAAGAAAACGAACAAAAAGAAUGGUAAUGAGCAGGUGAAUCUGAAGGAAAGUGGAGAAAAUGGCAAACACUCUGUGUCCCUUGAGAAAGAGAGAGGUAGUUCUGGAAAGAGAAUUGGAUUGUUUCAUGAAGCUCCAGAACACAAUAAAUAUUUGAUUUACAUUAAGACAGGCUAUAGAAUAGGAUUCAGCAGCUUUAGAGAUUGUUUGAAAUCUAUUUUUAUUAUUCAUAAUGAAACAGUAAAUAUUUGGACCCAUCUGAUUGGAAUCUUUAUGUACCUCUUCCUUGCAUACUACGUUUAUUAUUUAAUGCCAACUACUGAAGAAUUAAGAAACUUUGAUGGAAGUCAAGGGGAUCUAAUCAGAUAUCACAAAUAUUUCGUAGAACAUAUUCUUGGAUAUGAUGUAAAGAACUUGAGAGAAGAGAACAGUGAGAUAUUUCCGGUUAUACUUCAUUACCUUGGAGGAGCAAUCUGAAUGGUAUGCAGCACUUCACAUCAUGUUUUUAUGUGCCAUAGCGAAAAAGUAUUCCAUUUCUUCUAUAAAUGUGAUAGCUUUGGAAUUCUGUUCAUUGCUCUUGGAAUGAACUUUACUAUGAACUUUUAUAUAUUCUAUUGUGAGCAGACCUUCUAUAUCGCUUAUAUCUACAUCGGCUUGGCAAAUUUGAAUUCAUUAUUAAUAGCAAUUCUGACUUUUCACCCUAAGUUCAACCAGACAAAAUAUAGACCUUUGAGAGUAUGGUUGUUCAUAAUAUUCGGUGUAAUAUGUUGUAUUGCUAUUUUCCAUUCUUUAUUCAUAACUAAUCCAUUAUACUCUUAUGGUGCUGCACCAUGGUGGUUUAGCGGUAACAUUAUUUCAAUUUUUGGAUCGUACAUUUAUGUUAAGAAAGCUCCAGAGAGAUACUACCCAUGCACUUUUGACAAUUGAGGACAGAGUCAUAACAUUUGGCACCUAUUAAUUAUGGUUACCUCUUGAGCUCAUUGCAUUGCCUCCCUAUCAAUGCAUUACGCAAGAAUGGAUAAAGUUUGUCCUGAUUGAGGUUAA
Messenger RNA from Moneuplotes crassus, 1094 nucleotides. The record is from the annotation of a GenBank genome assembly. Lineage: Eukaryota; Ciliophora; Spirotrichea; Euplotida; Euplotidae.